GUGGCUGCUCACCUUCUCAGAAAACUUAGACAGGAUCGAGAGCAAGAAGAGGGGCUUCGUCCUGCAAAUUCAGCAGGGCGUGGUCCGGGAGAAGUCCGACAUGCAGAAAGCGGAGGAAAAGAUGGGCACCAAGUGGCGCAUCCCAAGAAUGGGCAUGUUUGCCUUUGCGACCACCGACAUUCGAGGAGGCGGCAGCACAACGGAGGAAUGUCUAGCCCUGGCAGUGGAGAGGGCCCGAAAGCAGUGGGCGGAGGGCAUUAACGACGAGGUGGAGAUGGUCUCGCCGUGGUAUGAGCCCAUGGAGGGCGACCUGGAGCUGCGCGUCGACGACGAGGGCGACCUCCAGGGCCGAGCUCGCUGCACGUUCCCUAGCGGCAACGUCUACGAGGGGCAGUACGUGGAUGGCGAGAUGCACGGUUACGGGACCUUCAAGUAUGCGGACGGCAGUGUGUUCGUCGGGGAGUUCCACAACGGCUGGCGGGAGGGCAAGGGCACGUUCACGCAUGUCAGCGGCGGCGUGGAGGUCUGCUUCUUCGAAGAGGACUAUAGGGGCCGCGGGGUGCAGCUCAGCGCGGACCGCACAAAGGCCUGGCUCCGCAUGGAGGACGAAGAAGUGAGCGACGUCUUGGUGGUGCGCGAGGUCUCUGUGGCCGAGGCUCGGAAAGUGGCGAAGGAGCUUGGGCUGCCACCCCUUCCGUGA
Messenger RNA from Symbiodinium necroappetens, 700 nucleotides. The record is from the annotation of a GenBank genome assembly. Lineage: Eukaryota; Dinophyceae; Suessiales; Symbiodiniaceae.